Molecule: messenger RNA, 3016 nt
Organism: Nylanderia fulva
Lineage: Eukaryota; Metazoa; Arthropoda; Insecta; Hymenoptera; Formicidae
Source: RefSeq, a predicted model, not a curated record
GUCGUUUCGCUGCUCAGGUCCAGAGAAAGUCGCGGAGUGUUCGAUUCGCACCACCGAUGGCAGAUCACGAUAACAUUUACGACGACGAGGAGCUAGUUUCAGCCAAUCCAAAUCAAAGGAAUUGGCGUGGGAUUUUAAUCGCGUUGCUCGUGAUCGUCGCGGUCCUAGCCCUUAUCGUUACAUCUGUCGCUUUGCUUACACCUCCCGAUGACGGCCCCAGAGUACGAGGAUCGCGAUUACGACUCUCCGAGGUGCUUUCCGGAGAAUUAUCUCCCUUAUUAUUUAAUGGAUCCUGGGCGAGUGAUUGUCAUAUAUGCUACCGAGAUACUUGGGGUGGUAUUUCAUUGUUGGAUGCUUCGGGUGCAAACAUUGUGUCGCAUAGUUUAAUGCCGAAUGAAACAUUUAGACGACUGAAUCCAGUAAAAUUUUCCUUAUCACCGGAUCAUCGAUAUUUACUUCUUGCUCAAAAUGUGAAGAAAUUAUUUCGUUAUUCGUAUCUAGCUCAGUACGUCAUUUAUGACGUCAAGUCACGAGAGUGCACUGUGUUAACUCCUCAUCCUGAAAAAGAUGUUCACCCGUAUCUUCUGCUAGCGCAAUGGACUCCGAGUGGACACGGACUCGUCAUGGUACAGGACUACGAUAUUUAUUAUAUGACAGCUCCUAUGAGCGACACUGGGUAUCGCGUAACAAAUACUGCGGUACCUGGUAUAUUGUCCAAUGGCGUACCAGAUUGGCUAUACGAAGAAGAGAUAUUGCAUAGUGGAGAAGCAAUCUGGAUGUCACCGGAUGGUCAUAUGAUGCUUUACGCCUCGUUUAAUGAUUCUCUCGUAGAAGAGAUGCACAUUUCAUGGUUUGGAGAGGGAAAUAAGGCUCUAUAUCCUGAUAUACGAUCAUUAAGGUAUCCUAAGCCAGGAACGCCAAAUCCUUUGGUACGACUGUAUGUUGCCGAUUUAGCUGAUCCGAAAAAUAUUCGUACGAAGGUAGUGAAACCACCGUCUAUCAUCGAGCACAUGGAUCAUUACUUCUCAACAGCUUCCUGGGUAUCUCAAACAGAAGUCUGCAUAACAUGGUUGACGCGCGCCCAGAAUCUUUCAUUGGUGACAAUCUGUAAAAGUCCAAUGUGGCACUGUCAGGAAAUACAAAGGAUAACGAGCGAGGAUCGCGGAUGGGUGGACACUCCUCCGGAGGUCCCUGUUUUUUCAGCAAAUGCUAGCAGUUAUGUCGCGAUAAGUCCUGUAAAAGAUGGACCGGCGGGAUAUUACAAGCAUAUAAUCUGGGCUAAUGUGCUCCGAAAACAAAUAGUGCCUUUGACUCAUGGGAAAUUUGAAGUUGUGAAGAUUUUAGUAUGGGACCAAGUGAACAAUACUAUAUAUUUCAUCGGUAUUCCAUCCAUGAGACCGGGCCAGAGACAUCUCUAUCGUGUGAGCUCCACUCUUCCUCAAGAAGGAACGCCUUUACCUCCUGCUAUAUGCCUCACGUGUACCGUCUCAUCCGAUGUGAUGAACAAUGAUGAAAGCGAACAUCGAACUAGUUCUUCGAAUGCUCAUCAGAAUGGUCAGGCCAAUCCAAAUGAAUGGCAUCAGGAUCACUAUGAGAGUCAAACGGACAAUAAGGAAAAUCGCCAAGCAAAAGAUACUUCCAAAAAAAACAAGUCAAAAACAAGAAUACUUCAAGUGAAGAUCGGCGAACCUCCCUGUCAGUAUCACAACGCGAUUUUCCCAUCGGCGAGCCAUGAGUAUUUCGUUCUCGAGUGCCUUGGACCUGGUAUACCCACGGUGGCUCUCUACAAAACGGAGUUGCCCAGGCCGCGACUUAUCACAAUAUUGCAGAACAAUACCUUGUUACGCAAAAAAGUGGCAAACAUCGCACUUCCGCAGGUAAAGACAUUUCCUGUGCAUAUUAGCGGCGGUUACAAUGCCCAGGUGAGAUUGCACCUACCACCUGGGCUUAGAGAAGAUGAAAUUACGCGCUAUCCAUUGGUUGUCCAAGUAUACGGUGCUCCUGGGUCGCAACUGGUCACCGAGAUGUUUAAAAUAGAUUGGAACACAUAUUUAGCUAGUCGGAAAAAUGUGAUUGUCGCACAGAUCGAUGGUAGAGGAAGCGGAGGACAAGGCUAUAAAUUGCUUCAUGAAGUUUAUUAUCGGUUAGGUUCCGUGGAAGUGGCUGACCAAAUCGAAGUUACGGAGUACUUACGGGAUUCGUUACACUUCGUGGAUAAACGAAGGGUUGCUGUUUGGGGAUGGAGUUAUGGUGGUUUCGUCGCUGCCCUCGUUCUAGCUAAUCCGAAGCAAGACGUAUUCCAGUGCGGAAUAAGCGUCGCACCUGUCGUCUCCUGGGAACUUUAUGAUUCCGCGUACGCCGAGAGGUACAUGGGAUUACCAAACGUGACAUCCAACUACAAAGGCUACGCCGAAUCUAACGUUUACGACAAAGUAGAAUAUCUGCACGAUAAGAUGUUUUAUUUGGUACACGGGACUGCGGAUGACAACGUUCAAUUUCAACAAUCCAUGGCGCUUGCCCGUCAUCUCGCUAAGAAAGGCAUACUUUUUCGGCAGCAGGUCUAUCCGGAUGUAAGUCAUACUUUGGCGGGCGUUAAGGGGCAUUUGUAUCUUUCGAUGGAGCAAUUCUUGGAGGAUUGCUUUCAAAAACAAGUACCUGUCGACACGAAAGCCGGACUCGGCAGUGGCGGUUCCGGCGGCGUGUAUUAAUAUUAAGAGAUAUAGAUAAAUAUUGCGUAAAAAAAAUAUCCACACGAAAUUGCAUAUAAAGUUGCGUAAAGAAAACGAAGGAAAGAAAAAAAGAGUUGUUGAAAAUCUAAACAUCUCCAAAUUGUGUUCCGUUUAAUAGAAUAUUUACAGAGAAUAUAUGUGUGGCCCAUCUUUUUGUACUCCAACAUUCGAAAUUAUGGAAUGAAAUGAGUAUGUAUAUCAUCCCGUGCGCGACUUACAAUGCGUUUACACCGGUUAAAAAAAAGCACGCAUCAAUCAUCCAAUCAAAUAAAUCGUCUACGAAAAAG